CUUUGUUAAUACUGCGUCUCUGACGCACGUAUCACAUGCACUUUAUCGUCAGUUACAGUUUUCGUUGCGAAACAAUCGCUUUUUUAUCGUUUAAAUUUGCUGCUGCUUUGUUUAACAAAGAAAAAAAAAUAGUGAAAAAUUUCAUUGUUCCGAUAUAUUCAAAUUGUGAAGUUUUAUUUUUUUUUUAGUUUGAGCUGAGUGACAAAGUUCAUUUCAAAAAAUCAAAACAUAAAACGAAAGACUGAUCAUUUUAAAUUAAUCCAUUAAUUGAAACACAGAAUCAAUUUGCUUAUGCAAAUAUAGAACCGUUUGGUGUGCCGAAAAGAAUUGUGAAAUUCAAAAUUGAAAUUCCUAACAUCACGAAGAGAAUUGGAAACUCGCCGAGAGAAAGAGAAGGAGAGAGAUCAUCUGUGUGUUUUUCAGUAAAUGAGUUUUUCGAUCGCGUUCAGAAGAAGAUAGAAGAAACAAAAGUCUAACGAGAAUUUUAUUGCAUUUGCCCGCAACUCACUGGAAAUCUCCCAUGAUGGAAUCGUCGACAGCCGCUAGGCUAUCACCGCAAACAACAACAAAAGCAACAACAACAACAAAAAAUACCAAGGUAUCAUCGAUGAGCCCGUCUCGAACGCUAUCAACACCACCCUCUGGCGAACUGGCCGCAGCUGCUUACGUUUUAUCAUUACAAGGAACAAUGGUGUCUACCCUUCAACAAGCUGCACUGAGCUAUCAAGCGCUAGAAUACUAUUUGGCAUUGCAACGCAUGAGCAAAGCAGAUGUUCUCCAACUCACAAAAGCUGCCGCCCGAAAUCAAAACCUAGACACUUCAGCUGAUAAUGACUCGAUAAUUAUUGAACAAUCGUAUAUAAACCCAUUACUUGAUGAUGGUCAAGGUAUUGAUAUUGUUCAUAAAUCCAAUGAUCUGCCACUUCUCGAUGCUGACGAUGAUCUCGCCUUUGAUACAACACUUGAUUCGCCCAGUGAACACUCGAUCAAUUUACUAAACAACGGUUUAUCCAAUUUAUUAUUCAAUGGCCAUUUUCAGCAGUUUGGAAAUGAAUUACUACAACAUUCGGUCGUCGACACUGAACACAGUCCACAAAUUAGUGCAAAAAAGCAGCUAUCUAGUUCACAGGGAUCGAAUUUGAGCUCACCAACUGAAACGAUCACCACUUUAAGUGGAACAAUGCCACGUCCGAAGAAGCAAUUUAUAUGCAAAUUUUGCAGUCGACAUUUCACGAAGUCAUACAAUUUGCUAAUACACGAACGAACACACACUGAUGAACGGCCCUAUUCCUGUGACAUAUGCAACAAAGCAUUCCGAAGACAGGAUCACCUGAGAGACCACAGAUACAUACAUUCGAAGGAGAAGCCAUUCAAAUGUACCGAAUGUGGCAAGGGAUUUUGUCAAUCGAGAACGUUGGCCGUGCAUAAGAUUCUUCACCUCGAUGAAUCGCCACAUAAAUGUGCAAUCUGCAGCCGCAGUUUUAAUCAACGAUCAAAUCUAAAAACGCACCUCCUAACUCACACCGACAUCAAACCAUAUCACUGUUCAGCAUGUGGCAAAGUGUUCAGAAGGAAUUGUGAUUUAAGGCGUCACAGUUUGACACACAAUUUGGCCGGCACAGGGAGCGAUACAACACCGAUCGCACGGAAUGCAACCGCAUCGGAUCUCGUGACCGCUACAAAAGUAGAAUUAAUUGCAGCACUAGACUAAGCAAACACACAUUCCUCACAAUACAAAUAUAAUAUGUCUAGAGAUUAGGUCAAAACAUACAAUUUUAGUAUUUCGAAGAGCUUUAAAUUUAAGUGUCGUUUUUUUUUCUUCAAGACAACGCUUCUUGUCUAUUCUAAUAAGAAUUGGUGUGUCAUUUUGAAUUUUUAUUUAUGAACGACUACAAAAUCUUAUUCAUCCAGAAUUAUUAGCAUGAUCUAGUUUCAGAUUAACAAUUUUACUAUUGCAUGGCGUUAUUGUUUAUUUUCCCAUAGAAAAUUGUUUUGAACGACAAGCGACAGAGACAAUUUUUAUGUGUCAAGUAUCUCGAAAGGCGAAAUUUUUCAAAAAAUUAUAAAAAAAAAAAAAUUGUGAUUGAACAAAUACACUGCUUAGUAAUUAAGAGUAAGGUCACAAGGUCUCUUUGAAAAAGAAUUAACGCGCUAGAACAAUAAGUAUCGGAUAGAGACUAUAAAUAGCAUUAUAAUUGCUGCCACUUAAUAAUUCUAAUGUACAAAUUGUGUCAUUUCGAAAAGGUAAUUCGAUAUUCUUUGUACGUUGAUUGUUUUAGUACACAUACAAACACACACACACACACACACACACACGAGAGCAUUGAUGGUUUGUUCGGUGCUCACUUUUGUCAACCAACGCAAACAAAACUGAAACGUAAAAUGCAAA
Messenger RNA from Sitodiplosis mosellana (orange wheat blossom midge), 2389 nucleotides. It is a transcript of the gene sob, whose product is annotated as protein sister of odd and bowel. The transcript is spliced from 2 exons. Gene Ontology annotation, molecular function: DNA-binding transcription factor activity, RNA polymerase II-specific; RNA polymerase II transcription regulatory region sequence-specific DNA binding. The record is from RefSeq and is a predicted model, not a curated record. The coding region runs from base 521 to 1711 and encodes 396 amino acids. Gene Ontology annotation, cellular component: nucleus. NCBI's taxonomy places the organism in Eukaryota, Metazoa, Arthropoda, Insecta, Diptera, Cecidomyiidae. Gene Ontology annotation, biological process: embryonic hindgut morphogenesis; embryo development; embryonic pattern specification.